Messenger RNA from Bactrocera neohumeralis, 4007 nucleotides. RefSeq lists its product as uncharacterized. Gene Ontology annotation, cellular component: membrane. NCBI's taxonomy places the organism in Eukaryota, Metazoa, Arthropoda, Insecta, Diptera, Tephritidae. Gene Ontology annotation, molecular function: phosphatidylinositol bisphosphate binding. The record is from RefSeq and is a predicted model, not a curated record. The transcript is spliced from 14 exons. Bases 48 to 4001 code for a protein of 1317 amino acids.
AGUGCAUUAUAGAACAGUUUAAAGAUUUUACAUACUCUGCUCUCACAAUGGCAGAACUUAAUAUACGCAGAAUUAGUGCAGAAUUGCAGAAAAUCGCCAACGAGCAGCUGAAUGAGGUGCCCGCACAUAUUGGCGACGAUAUUGCAGCGCUACGCACCUGGAUCAAGCAGCAGCCACAUUUGCGCGCGCGUGACGAUGAUCAAUUUUUGCUCUCUUUUCUGCGUGGCUGCAAAUUCAGUUUGGAAAAGGCGAAGGGUAAAAUUGAUAAAUACUAUACGUUGCGCACCAAAUAUCCGGAUUUCUUCGGCGCCUACGAUGCUGAUGACGCAAUGGUUCGUACAAUUAUUAAUGCUGGCAUAAUAUUGUUGUUGCCUAAACCAUUGCACGAGCAUGGCGCACGCAUUAUACUCAUACGUCAGGGUGCACUGCCAGCCGACAAAUACACGAUUGAACAUUUCAUACGCGCCGCAAGUCAUUUGCAAGAAAUCAUAAUACGCGAGGAUGACCACGCCAUUAUAUCGGGUAUGAUAUCGAUUGUUGAUAUAGAAGAUUGUACGACUGGACAUGUUAUGCAGAUGACGCCAAGCAAUAUGAAGAAAAUGUCCGUACACGCCGAGGAGGCGGUGCCUUUACGACCGCAGCAACAGCAUUUCAUACAUAUACCCAGUGGCUUUGAAACCGUUUUCAAUGCAAUGCGUCCCUUCAUGAGCAAAAAACAACAGAAUAGAAUUUCAGUGCAUGCCGAAAAGUUGGAUAGAUUUUACGAACAUGUGCCACUGUCUUAUCUACCCGUGGAAUAUGGCGGCAAUAAUGGCACGAUAGCAGAGAUUAUCAACUACACGAAUAAACAGUUGGAUGACUAUCGCGCAUAUUUUAAGGAAAAUAAGAAUUACGGCACUGAUGAAAGCUUGCGCUCGGGCAAACCCAUCGAUUUUGAAAGUUUGUUCGGUGUGGAGGGUUCGUUCAGAAAACUUGAGUUGUCGCAAAAAGCGCACAACAGUAUCCUACAAUCAACGGACAUAAUUGACACAACACUAACCACUGGCAUAUCUUCAAUAAUGGCACCACCAAAUAUACGUCCGUUACCAGAACACCUACAAGAGGUGGCUAUCAAAGAGUUGAAUGAGAGGCCUGAGCGGUUGGCAGAAGAUCUGGAGGCGUUAAAGGAUUGGGCUAUAAAGCAGCCACAUUUAAAUGUGCGACUCGAUGAUCAAUUGCUGGUGGCAUUUCUACGCGGCUGCAAGUUCAGUUUAGAGAAGGCAAAGUCGAAAUUGGAUUGGUACUAUACAUUAAAAACUAAAUAUCCGGAUUACUACACAUUACAAGAUCCGGAUGUGCCGCAUAUACAAGAUCUUGUAAAAUAUGGCGUGGGAUUAGCAUUGCCUAUACCAUUAAAUGAGACUGGACCACGCAUUGUAUUCAGCCGUUUUGGUAUUUAUCCGAUUGACAAAUAUAAACUUAAAGACUUAUUGGCUACCGCAUUUGCAAACUUUGAGCUAGAAAUACGCUUAGAUGACACUGCAGUGGUGAAUGGUUUUCUUAAUCUGAUCGACGUUGGCAAGAAAAUGGUAGCCUUUCUCGCGAAUGCCGCUCCAAUCCGUCUAAACGCAACACAUUUCAUUAAUGUACCAGCGAGUUUCGAAAAGCUCUACAAUAUGAUAAAGCCUACGUUGACAGAAAAACAGCGGAAUCGCAUUUUUCUGCAUGGCAACAAUUUGGAAACAAUCUAUGCUCUUAUACCACAAAAAUAUCUGCCCAAAGAUUUUGGUGGUGAAAAUGGUUGCAUCGAUGAACUAGAGAAGUCCACAUUCCAACUAUUUCUUGAUCACCGUGAUUAUUUCAAAGAGGAUGUCAAAUAUCGUAAUAAUGAGGAGCUACGUGUUGGUCAGCAACCGGACUAUGAAAGUUUAUUUGUAAUUGACACAACACUAACCACUGGCAUAUCUUCAAUAAUGGCACCACCAAAUAUACGUCCGUUACCAGAACACCUACAAGAGGUGGCUAUCAAAGAGUUGAAUGAGAGGCCUGAGCGGUUGGCAGAAGAUCUGGAGGCCUUAAAGGAUUGGGCCAUAAAGGAGCCACAUUUAAAUGUGCGACUCGAUGAUCAAUUGCUGGUGGCAUUUCUACGCGGCUGCAAAUUCAGUUUAGAGAAGGCAAAGUCGAAAUUGGAUUGGUUCUAUACAUUAAAAACUAAAUAUCCGGAAUACUAUACAAUACAAAAUCCAGAUGUGCCGCAUUUACAAGAUCUUGUAAAAUAUGGUGCGGGAUUAAUAUUGCCCAUACCACUAAAUGAGACUGGACCACGCAUUGUAUUCGGCCGUUUUGGUAUUUAUCCAGUUGACAAAUAUAAACUCAAAGAUAUAACGCCCAUAACGUAUGCACAACAGGAGCUAGUUAUGCGCGGUGAUGACACUAUAGUGGUGAAUGGUUUUAUUAAUCUGAUAGACGUUGCCCAACUAGACGCUGCACAUUUUGUACAAUAUACACCGCCUAUUGUAAAGAGCGUCAUAGAUUUUGCCGAGAAAGCCUUACCAUUGCGUCAAAGCUCAGCACAUUUCUUUAAUGUACCAGCGGGUUUCGAGAAACCCUACAAUAUGAUAAAGCCGAUGAUUUCAUCCAAACAGAGGGAACGCGUUUUUCUGCAUAGCAACAAUUUGGAGACACUCUAUGCUCAUAUACCACAAAAAUAUAUGCCCAAACAAUAUGGUGGUGAAAAUGGUUGUCUUGUUGAACUAGAGAAGUCUACAUUCCAACAAUUUCUUGAUCACCGUGAUUAUUUCAAAGAGGAUCUCAAGUAUCGAAAUAAUGAGCAUCUACGUCUUGGCAAGCAACCGGAUUAUGAAAGUUUAUUUGGAAUGGAAGGUUCAUUUCGUGAAAAGGCCAAUAAGAUUGAUGAAAAUGUUGAGUUGCGACCUCUUCAAAACGUAUCGCCAUUAAACCACAAAAUUUCACUAUCUCAUUCGUAUUGGAGCUGUUUAAAUGUUAUACUGACAAUACUCGUAGAACUCAGAAGCAUUUUAACGUAUAGACAACAAAAAAGUAUCAUAAAUAUUUGGAAUAUGUCUGAAAGGUCACUAGAUAUACGCCCGCUAACACCAGCGUUGCAGCAGAAGGCGUUAAAUGAGUUGAAUGAGAAGGCCGAAAAUCUAGCGGCGGAUAUCGCAGCGCUCCGAGCUUGGUUGCUCAAACAGCCACACUUGAAGACGCGUCAAAGUGAUCAAUUUCUAGUCAACUUUCUGCGCGGCUGCAAAUUUAGUUUGGAGAAGGCGAAACGCAAACUGGAUCAGUACUACACACUGCGUGCAACAUUGCCAGAACUGAAUCAACACAAUUUCGUCGAUGAUCAACGUAUGCGCGCCAUUAUACGUUUGGGUGUUACGCUCUACUUACCGCUGCCGUUAAUGGAGGACGGUCCAUGCAUAAUGCUAAUACGUCCCGGUAAAUGCAAUCCACACGAAUUCAAUCUAACGGAUUUAUUGCGCGUAAGCUUCCUGCUACAGGAUAUUAGUCUUAUCAGUAAUGACAAUAUGAUUAUUGGUGGUUUCAUGCAAAUCGGCGAUUUUGAGGAUUUCAGCAUGGCGCAUUUGUUACAGUUGAGUCCAGCACUAAUGAAACGUUUCGGCUUCUACGUCGAAGAGGGUAUGCCGAUGCGCAUAAAAAAUUCACAUUUCUUUAAUACAGGUGUGAUCUUUGAGAAGUUGUUUGCCACAAUCAAGUUAGUGCUGCCAGCAAAGAUGAUCGAAAGGGUUCAAGUGCACGGCACAUUCGAGUCCCUUUGCGAAGCUGUGCCCAUCAAGUAUCUACCAAAGGAUUAUGGUGGUGAAAAUGGUAGCAUUGAGGAAGUUGCGGCAAAAACUGAGCAGUUAGUCUUAGACUACCGUGAAUAUUUACUGGAUGAACAGAACUAUGGUGUUGAUGAAAAGUUACGCAUUGACGAUGACUCUAAUUUGGGGGCGGUAUUCGGUAUUGAUGGCUCGUUUAGAAAGCUAAAUGUGGAUUAAAUAAAA